Molecule: messenger RNA, 762 nt
Organism: Gadus chalcogrammus (walleye pollock)
Lineage: Eukaryota; Metazoa; Chordata; Actinopteri; Gadiformes; Gadidae
Gene: odam
Product: odontogenic, ameloblast associated
Exons: 8
Coding region: 1-762 (253 amino acids)
Source: RefSeq, a predicted model, not a curated record
AUGAUGCUGCAGACUACUCUCGUGCUGGUUUGCCUGCUGGGUACCAGUCUAUCUCUUCCAAUGAGGAUAGGAAUCCUUGCAAGCAACAGCAAUGAGAUCCUGAGAUUCAAUGGGCUGACUCUGGCGACCCUGGGACAAACUCAAAUGCAGGGAUCUUCCAUGCUUCCCCCCUACGUCUUCCAGCAGCAGCCAGAAUUGAUGUACACGCCCCAGGUGGUCAACCUCAACCCUCAGAUUGGGAGCCCCUUCGGCCCCCAGGGCCCCCAGUUCAUGUACCCCAACCAGGGCACCCAGCAGCAGUUUGUGUACCCUCCCAACCAGGGCAGCCAGCCGCUGAACCCAGUGUACCUCCCCAACAACCAGCAGGACCAGCUCGGGCCCCUGGCCCCCAACGCCCCCUCAGGGCCCCAACAGCCGCAGAACCCAGUGCAGAUGACCCCACAGUUCCAGUACCCUGUGUAUGGAUAUCCCCAACAACAACCGAACAUGCAGGGCUUCCCUUACUACCUGACCCCCUACGGCUACCCCCAGAGGAACCCCAUGGUGAUGCAGCCCAACCAGGGCCAGGUGAACCAGUUGAACCAGCCGAACCAACAGACCCCCCUGGACCGAACAACGCAGAAACCACAGCUCCCCCUGCAGACACGGCAGGUCAUGACUCAGAAGGAGACGUUUACGUCUCCUCCUGAAAACCGCGGCGACGCGGUCGGGCCUGGUAUCGAUGAGGGACACUCAAACUUCCCUUUCCUGUUUGAGCCAUAA